UACAAGAAAAACCAAGGAAGAUGAGCAAAUCCCUGAAAAGAAAGCGCAACAGGUUGGAGGUUGAAUCCAAAGAUGCAAAACGCAGGAAAGCUUUACAAUUCCCAAAAGCUGGAUUUAACAAGAAUAAUGGCGACUGUGCUUGUAGUGAUCAAACUGAGCCUGGUCAUCAGAUAGAAAAAACUCAAUCAAAGCAUGAUUUGGAUGAGAUUCAUGAGGACAAAGUAAAAGAGAGUCCAAAAGUAAAUUCCAGCAGCAGAGCAAGUGAAUUAUCAGAAUUUCCUGCAGCAAGGCCUCCAAUUGCACCAACUAUAGUCCAUGUAUCAAGGCCUGAUGAAGUUGAAGAAACAAGGAAGGAUCUUCCAAUAGUAAUGAUGGAGCAGGAGAUCAUGGAGGCCAUUAAUGAAAAUUCCACUGUGAUUAUACGUGGAGAGACUGGAUGUGGUAAAACAACCCAAGUUCCUCAGUUUCUUUUUGAAGCGGGCUAUGGUUCAAGCCACUCUAAUUCUGCACGAAGUGGUAUUAUUGGUGUAACUCAACCCCGCCGUGUAGCAGCCUAUGCGACGGCUGAGCGAGUGGCGUAUGAGCUUGGACUGAAUUUAGGUAAAGAGGUCGGCUUUCAAGUUAGGCAUGACAAAAGGAUGAGUAAAAGUAGUUGCUCCAUCAAAUUCAUGACAGACGGAAUAUUACUACAAGAACUCAAGAGUGAUUUUUUGUUGAAGCAAUACUCUGUCAUAAUUCUUGAUGAAGUUCAUGUGCGGAGCUCGAACACCGACAUACUUAUCGGAAUGCUUUCACGUGUUAUUGUACAGCGUCAGAAAGAAUACGAAAACCAGCAAAAGGCGGUGCUUUUGGGAAAAAACAUAAGUCGUGAACAACAGAUUUUCCCUUUAAAGCUUGUGCUGAUGAGUGCCACCUUGCGAGAAGACUUUAUCAGAAAACUGUUUGGUGAGCCCCCGAUCAUAGAAGUUCCCACUAGACAAUUUUCAGUAAAAGCUUACUACGAAAACAGAACUGAGGAAGAAGGGGAUUAUGUUGAGAAAGCAUGUAAAAAAGUCUUGAAGAUUCACAAGAGACUACCACAUGGAGGCAUACUUGUGUUUGUCACUGGGAAGCGAGAAGUACAGCGCUUGUGUCAAAAGCUACAAGGAGCUUCAAGGGAACUUAUGAAAAGAUCAGUUGAGAGUGAUGCUGAUGAAGUUUCUGAUAUUGAUUCUGUUGAGGAUGAGUUGGAGGGUUAUUCAUAUGAUUCAGAAACAGAAAGUGAACGAGAAUUUUUUCACGAUGACGAUAGGGAUUCAUUGUGCCAAGAUACCCCAAGAUUAGUUGAUGGAAAUGUGACAGAGGUUGCAGGAGAGGAUGGUAGCAUUGUAUCACCUAAAGCCGGUUUCGAUUCUUGGGCUAGAAAAUCUUCAUUGUUCUGUAAUUCAGCUGGGAAAAAGGGUAGUUUUCCAGGCGCACUGCAUGUUGUCCCUCUUUAUGCCAGGCUGAAUGCAGAAGCUCAACUUACAGAAAUAGAAAAAGUGAAGGAGGGAGAACGGCUUGUUGUUGUAGCCACAAAUGUGGCUGAAACCUCUUUAACUAUAAGCGGGAUAAAGUAUGUUGUUGAUACUGGGAAAGAGAAAGUGAAGGACUACAAUUCAAAUGGCAUGGAAACAUAUAAAAUACAGUGGAUUAGCAAGGCAUCAGCUGAUCAGCGUAAAGGAAGAGCUGGAAGAACAGGGCCUGGCCAUUGUUACCGCCUGUAUUCUCAAGCAGUGUAUUAUAACAAAUUCCCUGAUUUUUCCGCACCUGAAAUAUCCGAAGUCCCCUUUGAUGGUGUUGCCCUUCUUCUCAAGUCUAUGAAUAUUCUUAAGAUAUCCAAUUUUCCAUUUCCAACUCCUCCAGAGGCUAGUGCUGUGGAUGAAGCAGAGCGUCUCUUGACGGCCCUUGAAGCAAGUGACACAAAUGGAAGAUUAACACCUUUAGGGCAUUCCAUGGCUUGUUAUCCCCUGCGUCCUCGCCACUCUCGGAUGCUCCUUACGAUUUUUCAAAUCAUGAGUAAACAGAAAAAUCGUGCUCGAGCUAAUUUGGUGUUAGCAUAUGCAGUUGCAGCAGUUGCAUCUUUGAGUUGUUCAAAUCCUUUUCUCAGGCAGUUUGAAGAUAUUCACACUACAAACCAUGACAAUGUUUGCAGCGAUGCGCCUUUGGAGCAUUCAAAUCAAGAGAAGUUGACAAAGAAGAAACUAAAAGAAACUCUAAAAGUGCCUCGUGAAAGGUUUUUCAAUCCCAGCAGUGAUGCUCUGUCCAGAGCUUAUGCUUUGCAGUGCUAUGAAAUAUCCAAGAGGCCAGUGGAAUUCUGCAAUGACAAUGCUCUGCACCCGAAAACCAUGGAGGAAAUAUCCAAGCUGAGAAAGCAGCUCCUCGAACGUGUCUUUGAACAAAGUGGCUUUUCUGGUGGGGAGAAGGAAUUUUCAUGGAUCUAUGGUAGCAUGGAAGAUGUAGAACGUGAUUGGAGGGUUUCCUAUGAUAAGAACCCUCUUUCCUUGUAUGAGGAAGAGCUCUUGGGCCAAGCCAUCUGUGCUGGUUGGGCAGAUAGGGUUGCUAAGCGCAUUAGAGGAAGGAGUUCAUCAGUGUCAUCUGAUUUAGGAGAUCGAAAAGUUCGUGCUGUUCGAUAUCAAGCCUGCAUGGUUAAAGAGACUGUGUUCCUCGACCCUUGGUCAUCUGUUUCUAAUUCAGCCCCUGAAUUUCUGGUGUACAAUGAGCUAAUCCAGACAAGAUCAGGACCGUACAUGUAUGGCGUUACUCGUAUAAAAUCAGAAUGGCUUGUUGAGCAUGCCCGGGCUUUAUGCACUUUCUCUGCACCCCCAACAGAUACCAAACCUUACUACGAGCCUCUAACUGAUCAAAUAUUUCGUUAUGUCAUUCCAGCCUUCGGUUCUCAUUUGUGGGAGCUUCCACCAUUUGGUUUGCCAAUGAAUAAAUUUGAUCAGUUUCGAGAUCGAGUGAAAGCUUUUGCUUAUGCUUUGCUUCAAGGCCAGGUUUUGCCUUGCUUAAAAGUUGUUCGUAAGUGUAUGGCAGAACCUCCUGGUAAUGUUUUAAAGCCGGAGGCAGCUGGUCGACGGAGGGUUGGGAAUCUUUUAGAGAAGCUGAUGAGAAACAAGAUUCAUAACUGCGCUGCGUUAAGACAGGUUUGGAAGGAGAAUCGCAUGGAGUUGCAUCCAGAAUUCCUGGCCUGGUUUAAUAAGAGUUUCCAAACUAGCAGCUUUGAAGCCCUUUGGUCACUCAUGCUUCGUGAAGUUCUUUAGAGUGAUUUCAAGUGAAACAACUAAUGGCUGGUCUGGAAGUUGCUAGUUGGACAACAUAUUCUAUUUAUUGUGCCUUUCAGUAUAUCUAAACAUAUACAUGACUGGGACGGGGUUUAGAUUAUCAGUGUCUGCUAUAAAUUUAUAGGGUUUUAAGGAUUCAAUAAACUAUUUAGUUACAUAUGUAUUACUGGAUAGCAUUAUUUCG
This is a messenger RNA of Prunus avium (sweet cherry), 3489 nucleotides long. Its product is annotated as ATP-dependent RNA helicase DEAH13-like. NCBI's taxonomy places the organism in Eukaryota, Viridiplantae, Streptophyta, Magnoliopsida, Rosales, Rosaceae. Gene Ontology annotation, cellular component: nucleolus; intracellular anatomical structure. Gene Ontology annotation, molecular function: RNA binding; helicase activity; ATP binding. Gene Ontology annotation, biological process: maturation of SSU-rRNA from tricistronic rRNA transcript (SSU-rRNA, 5.8S rRNA, LSU-rRNA). The record is from RefSeq and is a predicted model, not a curated record.